Molecule: messenger RNA, 1307 nt
Organism: Phragmites australis (common reed)
Lineage: Eukaryota; Viridiplantae; Streptophyta; Magnoliopsida; Poales; Poaceae
Product: receptor-like protein EIX2
Exons: 2
Coding region: 96-1157 (353 amino acids)
Molecular function (GO): protein binding
Source: RefSeq, a predicted model, not a curated record
CAGAGUUGAUUGAGAGGUUGCCGCAGUGUUCAUCAAACAAGUUGCAGGAGUUGCAUCUACAGUCAAACUACCUGGUAGGGUUCCUACCAAGCAACAUGGGGCACUUGGCCAGUAUAGUCACUCUUGUUCUCAGUGGUAACAACAUUACUGGACCUCUCCCAGCAUUUAUAUGGCAUUUUGCACAUUUGAGGACCCUUGACCUCUCUGCCAACCACCUCACUGGACAUGUGCCAUCUGAAAUAGGUAUGCUAGCUAAUUUGACUAAGUUGGAUCUAAGAGGCAAUGACUUGGAUGGUUCGAUCACAGAAGAACACUUGGACGGUUUACAAAGCUUAGAGUACAUAGACUUAUCUAAGAAUCAAUUGAAGAUUGUGGUGGGUUCAAAAUGGCUACCCACGUUUAGACUACAAGAAGCAUAUUUUGCAUCGUGCCAGGUCGGUCCUCUAUUUCCUGCAUGGCUUAAAUGGCAAGUGGAUAUUCUUCGGCUUGAUAUCUCAAACACAGGUAUAAUAGAUAGGCUUCCAGAUUGGUUUUGUAAUACAUUUUCAAAGGUCACAUUCUUGGAAAUCUCCAAUAAUCAAAUCAGUGAUGGCUUGCCAACAAAUAUGGAUAUCAUGUCAUUGGAAGAACUACAUUUCAGUUCAAGCAACCUAACCGGUCAAAUACCUCCAUUGCCAAGAAACCUCAGCAUGUUGGAUAUCUCAAGAAAUUCUUUAUCAGGACCCUUGCCAUCAAAUUUUGGGGCGCCAAAGCUAGAUUCUAUUAUAUUGUAUUCUAAUUACAUCAGUGGUCAGAUACCAACAUCUAUUUGUGAAUUGAGCUUGUAUGCCUUGGAUUUGGUCAAUAAUCUUUUUGAAGGAGAAGUUCCCCAAUGUUUAAAUAUGUCAGGAAUGACAUAUCUAUUAUUAAGUAACAAUAACUUCUCUGGCAACUUCCCACCAUUUCUACGAAGCUGCACGAGUCUGUCUUUUCUGGAUCUAUCAUGGAAUAGAUUCUCAGGAACAAUGCCAAUGUGGAUCGGGAGAUGCAGUUCAUUGCAGUUUUUAAGACUGAAUCACAACAUGUUCUACGGGCAUAUUCCAAACAGCAUCACAAGUCUCACAAAUCUUUAUCAUCUGAAUCUUGCAGCCAAUUGGAUAUCAGGCUUUAGUUGGUGAUUUAUUAAUAGAGACCAAGGGGCAACAACUCAAUUACCAUGGUGCGGGUCUUUUGGAGAUACUGAGCAUUGACCUCUCAUCCAACCAUUUAACCGGUAAAAUUCCAGACGGGAUAACAUCUCUUGAUGGAUUGGUAAAUCUGAACUUAUC